UGGAGACACUGUGGUCCUGUCGUGCUCAGCCGGCUCAUCAUCACCGGACUGACCGACGGACACACGAGAGACCGGGGACAUUCAGGCAGGACAAAACCGGAGACAUGGAGCUCAUCGGCCCGUUGCGACCGACAAACGAGAAGUGUCUCCUUCCGUGAUUGACGAGCCACCAUGGAGUUGAGAUGUCCCCUUCCUCUUUUCUUCACCAAUCACGGUUCUAGAUCUGUUAUGACCAUGGGUAUAUGGCGUGGGCUUCGAGUGGCGUUCAUCUUGGGCUCUUUGUUUAUGAUUCUGCUGAUCAUCGUCUACUGGGACGACGUCGGGGGCUUCAACUUGUAUCCGCUGCAGGACCCCAAACGAUGUUACCCUCAGUCUGGUUCUUGCCCUCGGGUGACAACAGGCCUGUCCUUUUCUACAUCCACCACCGGAGCCAAGACCAGUUCUUCCCUCACCAUCCCAACCACAACUUCUAGCACAAAACUCAUCCCAGAGAAGAGGAGAGGAGCAGCUGGAGAUGAAACACAGGAGAAAGAAGAUCAGCAGGAGCAGAAGGAGGUGGAGAAAACAAGAGGGGAUGAGGAGGAGGAAAGGAUUUAUGUUGACGAUGGAGAACAGGAGGCGAGGAAGCAGAGGAUCAUGGAUGUUUGUUCAGGAAAGGACGCCGUGGAAUUUCCUGGAAGGACUCUGGCAUUUGAGCAGAUCUCCAUCAGGGAACUGGAUCACCUGAUUGUGGAUGACACACACCAGAUUAUCUACUGUUAUGUUCCCAAGGUGGCGUGCACCAACUGGAAGAGAGUGAUGGUGGUUUUGUCUCAGUCCCUGAUUUCGCCUGACUCAGGAAAACCUUACACUGACCCGGAGGCUCUGCCUCCAGACAUCGUACACAACUCCUCGCUUUACCUCACCUUCGCCAAGUUUUGGCGCCGUUAUGGUUCGCUGUCCCGUCACCUGAUGGCACUUAAGCUUCAGCACUACACCAAGUUUCUGUUUGUGCGAGAUCCUUUUGUGCGUCUCAUCUCUGCCUUCAGGAACAAGUUUGGAAGGCCCAACAAGGACUUCUACACGUACUUUGGCUCCGUGAUUCUGCGUCGUUAUGGUAACGUCUCUGGGAGUUUGCCAGAAAAGGCAGCUGAGGCGUUUGCUGCUGGAAUUAAACCGACAUUUGAGCAAUUUAUCAGAUACCUGCUGGAUCCAGAGACAGAGAAAGAGAAUAUCUUCAAUGAACACUGGCGACAGGUGUAUCGGUUGUGCCACCCAUGCCAGAUCAAGUAUGACUUCAUUGGACAACUAGAAACCCUGGAAAAUGAUUCAGAUAAACUUCUGAAGCUCUUGAAGUUGGACCACCUACUCCACUUCCCUUUAGGGGCUCGAAACCAAACUGCUGCCAGCUGGGAAAGAGACUGGUUUGCACAGAUUCCCCUAACAAUGAGGAAACAACUGUACAAGCUGUAUGAAGCGGACUUUAAGCUGUUUGGUUAUCCCAAACCUGAGGGCAUUCUUCAUGAGUAACCCAUACAGAGCCAAAGGCCUGGGCACUGCACUGUGUGUAGCGCCCACACCUCAUUUACCUGCCUUAAAAGACAAGUCUAUGAUGCUGUUUGUUUCAUUUGUUUUGUACCGACAUCAAGCGACAGAAGUGCCUGCCAGUAUUUUAUAUUUGUCUUUGUUUCAUAUCUAAAGCACACUCACGUACAAGCUACUGUACAUUAUCCCAGUCUGUUUCCCCACGUAAAGGCACUUUGAAUAGUAUUUUAUAACUUUUGGGAAGCAAUUGGGAAAAGACUUGGGCUAAUGUUAGCUGUUAUCUUUGAUGGGAAAUACUGUAUGCUGCAAUAAAAGAAAUGGUGUUUCAAAAUAA
Molecule: messenger RNA, 1858 nt
Organism: Solea senegalensis (Senegalese sole)
Lineage: Eukaryota; Metazoa; Chordata; Actinopteri; Pleuronectiformes; Soleidae
Product: carbohydrate sulfotransferase 12-like
Exons: 6
Coding region: 172-1509 (445 amino acids)
Biological process (GO): carbohydrate biosynthetic process; proteoglycan biosynthetic process
Cellular component (GO): membrane
Molecular function (GO): sulfotransferase activity
Source: RefSeq, a predicted model, not a curated record